Messenger RNA from Lotus japonicus, 1237 nucleotides. RefSeq lists its product as uncharacterized. The record is from RefSeq and is a predicted model, not a curated record. Lineage: Eukaryota; Viridiplantae; Streptophyta; Magnoliopsida; Fabales; Fabaceae. The coding region runs from base 89 to 988 and encodes 299 amino acids. The transcript has a single exon.
UUUCAUGGACCUCCCCAUCACCAUAACCUCAAUCAAACCCUUCAUAAAAAUCACAACUUGAACCCCAAAAACAACCACCGCGGUUGAGAUGUCCCCGCCGCUCCCACCGCCACUAACCAACCGUCUCUUAGGGCAGCCCAUCACCAACCUUCCCUCCUUACCGGAUCUCUACCUCACCACCCUCUCCGUCUGCUUCCUCUUCACCUCCUCCAGGUCCCACCACUCCACCUCCUGCCCCUUCCCCUCUCUCCCUCUCAACCGUCGCCGUUUCCUCAAAAUCCCCGCCAUGUCCCACUCCACCACGUCAUCUUCGCCACCAAACCCUUCAAACAACAACCUCCUCAGCAGCCUCAACCCCCGCCACAGCUUCGCGUCCCCGCAGUCCCUCUCCGACUGGCUCAAACCGCGGUUACCCACUGAUUCCUUCGCGACAUGGGGCGUCAAGCCCGGCACCAAGAACGUCCACAACCUCUGGCUCGAGAUCGCCGAGGGCGAAACCUCACUCGAAGACUCCACCCCGCCGAUCCGAACCGUUCAGGUCGUCACGGUUCGGGUCACCGGAAAGGAUGGGAAGUUCCUGGUGGAGUCUCACCAAGAAUUGUCAGACGGGAACGUGAGGAAACGUGGCAGACCCUUGUCGGAGAAGAUGAAGCCCAACGAGGACCCUGAAUCCGCCGCCGUGAGGGCCAUCAGGGAAGAGCUUGGCUCCCUGAUAGGGGGUGGCGCUGAAGGCGACAUUGUGACGAUUGAUCCGAAUUCGUAUGAGAUGAGGGAGGAGGUGCGGUGUUCGGGUUCGUACCCGGGCUUGCCAGGUUGCUAUGUUCUGCACACGUUGAACGCCACCGUGGAGGGUUUGCCGGAGGGUGAUUUUUGCACCUAUGAGCAUGAUGAGUACUCUUGUUUGGAUGACAAGAAAGUGGCAAACCAGGCUGUGGGUGUCAGGAAACAUCAUUGGACAUGGGUUAGUGCUGAUUCUUUGGAACAUUGAUGUCAGUUUUUCUUUAGUUUUUACUUUGAAAUUUAGAUAAUUUUUUUGGGGUGGUGAUGGAGAUGCUAUGUUUGCCUAUGAAUAUUGGGACUCUGGAGCAUGCUUGCCAUUUAUGUAGGCAUUUUCUCAUUAUUCAUGGUCUUUUAUCAUUAGUAUUAAUCUUGACUCUAAAGUAUGAAGAGUGUGAAGUUUUUGUAUCAGUAUAAAUUGAUCAAUUUUUGGAGCUUAUAAAUUGAAAUUGAAGAUCAA